This is a messenger RNA of Nelumbo nucifera (sacred lotus), 995 nucleotides long. Its product is annotated as enoyl-CoA delta isomerase 2, peroxisomal-like. Gene Ontology annotation, cellular component: peroxisome. Gene Ontology annotation, biological process: fatty acid beta-oxidation. Lineage: Eukaryota; Viridiplantae; Streptophyta; Magnoliopsida; Proteales; Nelumbonaceae. The record is from RefSeq and is a predicted model, not a curated record. Gene Ontology annotation, molecular function: delta(3)-delta(2)-enoyl-CoA isomerase activity.
CAAGUAACAUCGAUAAAUAUCUUGGCUUCACUAUCCUGGGGGAGAGAGAGAGCGAGAGCCUUCAGAGUAAUAAACGGCAUAGGUGACGACUGACGAAGACGACGACCAUGUGCACGUUAGAAAAGCGCGGUAACAUUUUCCUUCUAACUCUAGUCGGCGACGAUGAGCACCGAUUGAGCCCCAACCUCAUCGGCGAGAUUGGGUCGGCUCUAAGCCAAGUCCGUGCGGAGGCCACGCGCGGUUCGGUCCUUGUCACCACCGGCCAGGGCAAGUUCUUCUCCAAUGGCUUCGAUCUCGCCUGGGCUGAGUCCGCCGGGUCCAACGGCCUCCUCCACCGGCUCCGGCACAUGAUCGACAGCUUAAAGCUAAUCGUGGCUGAACUGCUCUCCCUCCCUAUGCCCACUAUAGCCGCCGUAUCGGGCCACGCGGCUGCUGCCGGGUUCGUUCUCGCGCUGAGUCACGACUACAUCUUGAUGAGGAAGGACAGGGGGGUCCUCUACAUGAGCGAGCUCGACAUCGGGCUUACCCUUCCCGACUACUUCAUGGCAUUGUUGAGAGAAAAGAUCCAAUCGCCGAUGGCUCGGCGCGACGUGGUUCUACAGGCCGCGAAGGUGAAGGCAGAGGCGGCGGUCAAAAUGGGGAUCAUAGACUCGGCACACGAUAGCGCGGCGGAGGCUCUGGAAGCGGCGCUGCGCAUGGGUGAGAAGUUGGCCGCUAGGAAUUGGGACGGAGGGAUUUAUGCUGAUAUACGGAAGUCGUCGUUUCCGGAACUCUGCGUAGUGCUCGGGCUACAGAGUAAGACCAGCGUCACAGCACGGCUUUGAAAUUAAAAAUAGAAAAUCUCGGUGGUGGUCACCGGCGGUGGUUUGGCGUUCACAGGAUAUAAUAUUAUUUCAUUUUCGUCACGCAAUGAUUUCUUAGUCUAAUACAUCCGUCUAUGGGCUAUGGCCAAAAAAACAUAUCGUCUAUGUAUUGCGUUUGGUAUUUCUGCUUAA